Cyclopterus lumpus (lumpfish) is the source of this 876-nucleotide messenger RNA. RefSeq names its product phosphatidylinositol glycan anchor biosynthesis, class P (gene pigp). Gene Ontology annotation, molecular function: phosphatidylinositol N-acetylglucosaminyltransferase activity. The record is from RefSeq and is a predicted model, not a curated record. Lineage: Eukaryota; Metazoa; Chordata; Actinopteri; Perciformes; Cyclopteridae. Gene Ontology annotation, biological process: GPI anchor biosynthetic process. Bases 199 to 591 code for a protein of 130 amino acids. The transcript has 5 exons.
UUUCACAUCGGACUGAAAACUAUAUAGGACCAAACGCAGGCAAGAUACAAGUGUUGGAGUAAAGAAGCCAACCAGUAGAAAUAUAUUUUGUUUACGUAUUCGUCACUCCUCGUUCUGAUAAAUACUUAUGUUGCAUAUAUCGAGGGCAUCUGGUAUCACAAAUUCAGUUUAGGUGUGUUGACAGGAACAUAUCUGAUAAUGGUGGUAAGCUCUCCCUCUCCUCUGCCUGAGAGAGCCAUUUAUGGGUUUGUCCUGUUCCUUGGCUCACAGUUUGGCUUCUUUCUGUAUUGCCUGUGGGCCUUUAUACCAGAGGAGUGGCUUCAUUCAAUAGGGCUCACCUACUGGCCUCAAAAAUAUUGGGCCCUUGCUGUACCAAUCUAUCUUCUGGUUGCAUUAGUAAUUACUGUGGUGUUGCUAUUUGGAGUGAACAUGAACAACACGGCUCCACUCGACUCCCUGGACAACAUCACAGAUGUGUACGCUCAAGGCCAGAGGACAACGAACUACUGCCACGUGGGAGGGAUACCCAGACUAAAAGAUGUUUCCAUUAGUGAAGUCAACAAAAUAUUCUAUUUGUCCCCCACAUCGUAAUAAACAGGAACUUAUUUAGCCAGAGGAAGGCCAAAAGUGAAGCUGCAGGGGAUUUGUUAUGGUGUCAGUGUGUUCCCUUUGUUUAUAAAAGAAGGAUUCUGCUUUUAUUUAUUUAUCCAGGGCAACGCAACAUGGGGAAAAUAUGUACUGUAUAAUAAUUGACUUUCUCUAAUCGUGUGUGUGUGUAACAGAAUGUGAUGAAACACAAUUUCACAAUAUGAAAAAAGUAAUUUGUAUAUUGGAUGAACAAGGUGAUUUUAUUCAAUAAAUUCCAUACUUUUCUAA